AGUUCCUGUCAAACUGCCCAUCUAUUUAUCCGUCAUAUGGAUCUUUACAUCUAAUACUGUUGUCAGUGAGGGCGGUCAAUGUCCUUAUUCAGAUUCAGGGCGGUAAACAUUCAUUUCGAGGCGGUGUGUGACCUCAUAGUGGCCAUGGCGGGACACGAACUCGGCUGUGGGAUGCUUAAUGCAUUAUCACUGGACUCUUUGUCAUGCUAUGAUUUUUGGGAACCCUUUUCUUCUGCUGCGAGUCAUUACCGACAGCACGGUCACACACUUGUUUGACCUGCAAGGUUACAAAACCAGAGCAAACCGCUUUCAUCAAGAGCAUCCUCAAAACAGGAUGUCUUCCAGAAAGGUGCUUUCUUUGGAGUCGGAUGUGCUUCCUGAAUACAAACUCCAGGUGCCGGAGACAACCUGGUGGAUUUUGCUUCACUACAGCCCCUUCAAGGCCUUUUGGGACUGGAUUAUUCUCCUCCUGGUCCUCUACACAGCCGUUUUCACUCCUUACUCGGCCGCUUUCCUCCUGGAUGAACACGGGGACAUCCGCCAAAUGAGCUGUGGAUACACGUGCAACCCUCUGAAUGUGGCGGACCUCUUGGUGGACGUGCUGUUUAUUGUGGACAUUGUCAUUAAUUUUCGCACGACGUACGUGGACAACAACGACGAGGUGGUGACGCAGCCGGGCCGGAUAGCCAAGCAUUACAUCAAAUGCUGGUUUCCUAUCGACCUGUUUGCAGCCGUCCCCUUUGACCUGCUCAUUGUCAGGUCUGGCUCUGAUGAAAUGGCAACUCUAACUAGUCUGCUGAAAACAGCUCGGCUGCUCAGAUUGGUCCGGGUGGCGAGGAAGUUGGACCGCUACUCUGAGUAUGGAGCCGCCGUCCUCUUCUUGCUCAUGUGCACCUUUGUGCUCAUCGCCCAUUGGCUCGCCUGCAUCUGGUACGCCAUCGGCUUCGUGGAGAGGCCUUACACUGACAAUGGCUGGCUGGACAACCUGGCGGAACAACUCGGGAAGGUGUACAAUGAAACCGACUCCACCUCUGGUCCGUCAGUCAAAGACAAAUAUGUCACAGCUCUGUACUUCACUUUGAGCAGUUUGACGAGCGUGGGGUUUGGUAACGUGUCUCCAAACACCAACUCCGAGAAGAUAUUCUCCAUCUGCGUCAUGGUCAUUGGAUCCCUCAUGUAUGCCAGCAUUUUUGGGAAUGUGUCCGCCAUCAUCCAGCGUCUGUACUCCGGCACAACCCGCUACCACACCCAACUGCUCCGGGUCAAGGAGUUCAUCCGCUUCCACCAAAUUCCGGGCGGCCUGCGCCAACGGCUGGAGGAGUACUUCCAGCAUGCCUGGUCGUACACAAACGGCAUCGACAUGAAUGCUGUCCUGAAGGGCUUUCCAGAGUCUCUGCAGGCAGAGAUCUGUUUGCACCUGAACCGCUCCCUGCUGCAGAACUGCAAGGCUUUCCGUGGAGGAAGUCAGGCGUGUCUGCGGGCUUUAGCUUUCAGGAUCAAGACGGUCCACGCCCCUCCACGAGACACCCUGAUCCACUGUGGAGAUGUCCUGGACUCUCUCUUCUUCAUCUCACGGGGUUCCAUUCAGGUCAUGCGAGAUGAUGUUGUAGUAGCCAUACUAGGACAGAACGACAUCUUUGGGGAACUGAUUUACCUGUACGAUGAACCUGGACGUUCCAAUGCAGACGUGCACACCAUCACGUACUGUGACCUGCACCGUAUCCCAAGAGAGGCCCUGCUCGAGGUCCUGGAAAUCUAUCCGAACUUCGCUGACAAGUUCUGGAAGAAUCUGCAGAUCACCUUUGACCUGCAUGAUCAUGCUAUUUAUCAGGCUGAUCAAGCACCACAAGUAACAACAACUGAUGAUUCUGGGGACGACUGCGGGUAUCGCCACAAAGACAGACACAGAGUCCACACUCUAGACUGUCGAAUAAGACCAGAGGGAAUCGACCAUGAAGACUCGAACCCCCUCCAGUCCUGCCGUCGCACACCCCAGGCCGCCUGGGACGACCUCUGGACCAGCGGAUCUUCAUGCUCUCGGUCAAGUGAAAACAUGGCGGCCCCUGUGGCACACAACGCCAGAAUUGAGCGUUACCCCACAGAAGAUGCCAAACAGGACUACUCCCCUUCUGCUGUGCAGCUCAUACCCCUGAGUGAAGCCUCGUUGGGGAGGGAUACGGUCCAGGGUCAUCAGGCCUCAUCCUUAAAUUUCCCGGGAGUGUAUCAGUACUGGCCAGAUCAGCCGUCACAACAGUUUUCCCAUCCCGCCUGCCGAUCUUCUUCCGUCCGGAAUUCAAGCCGCCGCCCACUUUCCACAGAAGAAAGGCCCAGUGAACUUCAGUUCCGGCUUGAAGUCUUACAUUCCCAACUGAACAGGCUGGAGACCCGCAUGACAGCAGACAUAAAUAUUAUUCUGCAGCUUCUCCAGAGGCAGAUUGCUCCUGUACCCCCAGCUUACAGCACUGUAUCACCCACCACCCUGCUCCCUGAAUCUACAUCUCUCUAUGAGACAGGCUCUGCAGUGCUGCACAGCAUGUACCCCAUGACCUCAGUAAAGAUGGAGACCGCUCAGAAGUUGGACCACACCGAUGCUGAAUUCUCCAAAAAGUCCCAGGAGUCCCUAUCCAGCGGCGUCCACAUGGCUGCAGCCUCUGAUGACACAAUGGCCAUGACGGUCACUCCUGAAACUGAGAUGCAUGCGGGCUUAACCCCUCAGCUGCCUCAACAGUCGGUCAAAUCCGCCUUCAGUUCCAGACUGACAGAGAAACCCCGUUUUCCCUCAAUGCCAGGGAACCUGGACUUGCCCCCAGAACUGUGUGAGAUGCAGAAACACGCUUCAGACCCAUCGCUGCUGGUCACCUGAAGCCCAGGGCAACUUACUGGACAUCAUGUUUGGAAACAAAGUAGUUGCCAGGAACCAAUCAGGAUCUUUGACUGUUGUUCAUGGACUGACACACCUAUUGAUUCAUUUUUAUUGGACAAUUAAAGAAAAACCCUCCUUACAUCUCAUUUUAUAUAUUUUAAAUUCAGAUUAGUUUUGAGUCCUUUUGCAUUUGUUCUUCAUCAGGUUGAUUCGUGGUCGUUUCAUUUUUUGGUAUCGGACUCUCAGGUAAGAACUUAGAAUCCCUCCAGUUAUGUUUGGACAGACUUUGUUUUUAUUUAUGUUCAAAACUGAAAGAGAAUUGUGGAAAAAGGUCCAGCCUUAAUUCAAAUGUAUAAAUCUUGUUUAAUUUCUCCUUUCACCCUUUUUGUGUUUGUAAAAAAUACGGGUAUUAGAAUGUUUUAGGUUGUAUUUUUUUUCAGUUGGGGUACUUAUUUCUUUGCCUUUAAAUUGUUUAAAAUAAAUGUUCUUUUUGUGUUUGUAUUGUUGUGUUAUUGUUCUUUCGACCUGUAAAUGAAUAAAUAAUAUAAAUGCAAAAAAAAAAGGUUUUGUAGAAAAAAAACUUGAUGGAAUAAAUUUAGGAAGUGACCUUGAAUCAAUCUUUGAAUGUAAAUUUGCCACACCUUACAGGCUAUAUAAAAUUUGAAAGCUGCUUUUUAA
Molecule: messenger RNA, 3541 nt
Organism: Oryzias latipes (Japanese medaka)
Lineage: Eukaryota; Metazoa; Chordata; Actinopteri; Beloniformes; Adrianichthyidae
Source: RefSeq, a predicted model, not a curated record